Molecule: messenger RNA, 3582 nt
Organism: Sitodiplosis mosellana (orange wheat blossom midge)
Lineage: Eukaryota; Metazoa; Arthropoda; Insecta; Diptera; Cecidomyiidae
Exons: 5
Coding region: 2101-3369 (422 amino acids)
Source: RefSeq, a predicted model, not a curated record
AAAAGGAAAAAUUGGGUUGAAUUCGAGGAAACUAUUGUUAUAUUUUUCUUGUGGUAGGAACACAGGGAAAAAUAAAGUUAUUUAAUAUGCCGAUGAAUCGUUGUCUCGGAAAUACGCGCGGAUGAUAGAAAAAUCGGUUUAUUGUGCGAUUUUCCGUCGAAAACAGAAACCUGUCGAAAAGUGUUCGUUCUUUUUUAAUCACAAAUCGAUGCAACGCAUGAUUGUGGUGUCUAGAAAUAUUUGUUAUUUUUGGCGGAAUAAAUGCAAUUUGUGUCUUAACUGGCGGGUAUUUUGACAGUUGAAUUUGAAGUUGAAGCCAACAACAAAAACAUACACACACACACGAACCGAAUAGCGAAUCAUUGUCAACCAGGUCAAUAGAGGUCGUUACCGUAGAAAUUAGUUCAGAUGACAACACAAAUUCAAUGCAGACCAAAUAAGCGGUUCAAAAGAGAAACAACACUAUUCGCCAUCGUCAACACCAAAACGCAAUUUUUCGAAAACCGUUUCCGAUGUGUUAUGCUCUCGAUCAAUGUGAUAAUUGGAUUCACUUUAAUUUUACAAGCAAGAGAGAUGCAUUUAAAAAAAAUAUGAUUGAAUAACAUGCGAUUAUUACGAAAUCCCAUGCAUUCUAGGGCAUAAUUUGUUUAUUUCGCCCGAAACACACACACACACAGCCACUUGACUCAUCGCUUAAAUGAAAAAUGAUUCGUAGAAAAAUGCACGCAUUGUUUCAAAUGAUAAUUGGGUCUUUUCAUGCUGCUUUUUAUCAACAUUAUGCAUUUAAUUCGCACCGCGAAUAUAUCAACGUUUAAUCAAGUCAAUCUACUAACCGAUUUUAUGGGUUCAUUUCUCACAGAAUGUUUGUUUGUUUUUUUUUUCUCUCCCAUUUGUGGAUUUUAAUCGUUUCUACUGCAUUAGUCUUGGACUGGAUUAAAGAAAGAAAUGUCGAAAAUUCAUGAAUGAUUCCCAACUGUCCUACUAUUAUGCCAGAGAGUUCAAUGUUCGUAAAACAUUAACCUACUGAAUUGAACAAACAACAAGUUAUUGCGCCCAUUCAAUUUUUUCUUCGUUUCAUUCAUCUGUUUCGGUAUCAGACUUAGGUAUUAUGCUUGGAAUUGGUUUAGCAGUGCAAACAAUUGGUGUUCCAAGUUGUGGCAAUUGUUGAAGAAUUAAAUCGACUUGAUUUAUAUGAGAAUAGAAAAACGACCGGCCUAAAAAUACAACCCAAACGACUUGUUCAUAGACAAAUAAACCGACACUUGACGAUAAAAACUGUAACUCACGCAGAAAACCAAUCGAUUUGUGUAAAAAUUUUAAAGAAGAAAAUAUGACGUGGUGAUUACUCCCAGUAGUUCUUCUCUUGUGCCUGGCCACAGUAAGUGAAUUGAUUGGUUGUUGGUUAAGAAUCGAUUAAAUUGCAAUUAUUGUCAGAUUUGGAAAUCAAAAUUAGAAUAUUUCAAACAAAAUCACAGUUUCAAUAUAGGAAAAUAAAGAGAAAAAUGAUUCGUUGAUCAACUGUGACAAAUAUUGAUUUUGAUUUGUUGAAUCGUUUGUUUUUUGGUUGGUUUAGCCGAAAUUCGUGAAUAUUGUUCACAAUAGAAUCAUUCAUAACACUGAAAUUGAAAUUGGCCCGACCAGAUUUUAUCAUCCAGAUUCGCCCGAAAGGUAAACAAACCGAAGUGAAAAAGCUCAAACUUCACAAAUCGGUCGAUAGAUGGCGUUGCCAUCGUAAGCCAGAGUGAGAAACAAAGACAAAAAAAACCGUGUACUAUGUGACAUAGCGAACUGUCAACGAUGACAUUUGUGUGUUGUUCGCCAGAUUGUUGCUGAAACGGAGAAAGAAAAAAAAAUUUGAAUCAUCGACGCAUGUUUUGGUAGUGCAUUUAUAAACAAUUCCACAUUAUCUUGCCAAAAUAUAAAUAUAUUCACCGUAGAACCAUACAAACGAAAUAUACCUCAUUCCAUUCAUCGGAAUUAUAGUUUUCAAAUAUUUUCUAAGUGCAUUAUCAGUAAAUUUUUGGUCAAAAAUGUCAAUAUCAGAGCGCGACAUAUUUAUCGGCAAUUCCACACCAAGUCAAAUAAUUUAAGUGCGGCAAAAUGGAACUCCGCAUUGAUGUUAAGGACCAGAAUGACACGGUGCACGAUACUCAAAAAGUUAAGGUUGAAAACCCGGACAGCAAAGACAAUCCCAUGAAAGAUGUAAAUGUCGGACAUUUGCAAAAGGAAUUGACAAAAGUGUUUUUCCUUGAAAGUUGUUUUCAAGAAAUACACUUUGUUCAUGAUGGAAAAGAUGUACGAUUCGAUCUUGAACUUGAAGCAACGCUGCUAUCCGCACUCCACAUUGAAAAUGGCAGUAAUCUUGUAUUAAAACAUUCUCGGUUGAAUAUUUGGAAAGCCUUGGAAGACGCGUUAUCGAGAAUUUCACGAAGAUACAAAAGAGGUUGGAACGUUGCCGAGGAAGUCCAACAAAAUGUGGAUAUAUAUAAGAAGUUAAUCGGAACCAAAUUCUUUAGGGUCUAUCCAAAUUUUGAGGAAAUUAUUUACGCCUUUGAAGAAAAGUGCGGACACUGUUUAGAUCCGACUGGUGGAGCCAUAGACCAAGCGGCAACACAAUAUUUUCUGAGUUUGUUCGAAUCAAAUCCAGCGAAUCCAACUGUCAAAAUAAAAUGCGACCGAAAAACCGCACCAGGCCUUCAAGGAGGUCGAAUGUGCACAGUCACGAUUGGUACAACCGCAACCAAAUUCCACGUUAAAAUGCACUCGGGAAUAUCAUCUAGGUCGAGUCACACAAGUGACGACACUAGCCUAUGUGAAUUAUUCGCGUAUAAGGUUUUACAGAUUAUUGGAGUUGGGCCAUUGGUUCAUUUUAUUCCAAAAGUUCACAAUUCCACAUUUGAAUUAUACAUUGCCACGGCAGACAUUCCCGGUUUCCGCACAGCAGCAAAACGUAGAUAUUUUGAAGAAAUUGGCAAGUUGGAUUAUCUCAAAGAGAUUUUACAACUAAUUGAUGUGCAUCAAUCGAAUUAUGGCUCUGAUGAGAAUGGAAAACUUUGGAUUGUCGACUUCAAGAUAGGGAAUCCAUUUCAGUCGAAAUAUAAAAAUAGUUCAAACGUGAAUUCGGAUCUCUCCAAUAAAUUUAAGGAAUAUGACGAACAGUGGAAGUUUUUAGAAGCUAUCGACAAAGCCGACAAGGAAAUUGCGGAUCAGAAAAGUUUUUUGGAAAGGCACAACAUUAAUCGACAAAAAAGCAACGAUUAUAAAGAAUACUUGGACGAAAUCAAGAUGAUUGUAACAUAUUUGAAGGAUCCUGAACAGAUUGCAAAGAAGAGAAAACUCAGCCAAGCAACAACCAGUUUAAGUAGUUAAAUUUCAUCCGAAUAAUUUUCAAAAAAAUUUAAUGAUAGAAUUAAUAGAAAGUAGAAUAACAUUCAAAACGGAAUUGCUUCACUUUAUUCGAUACGAUUCAUUAUUAUUCAAGAAUAACAACCAAAAAUAUGUAAAAAAAAAUACCAUGCUUUCAUCAAAUCAAGUGUCAAAUCGAUUUCUAACAUAAAUUAUACUCAAUAUUAAAAACAAAAA